AGUUAAGCUUUAAUUUCAUGAUGGCGACGUUGGAGGACAAGCGAUUUGAUCUAGAUUACCGAAGCUUUUCCUCCAAAAAUGCCCGUUUUACUAUACUUCGCGUGAAACUAACCGACGCUGCCUUGCAUUCUAUCGAAAAGUAUCAAAAACACAAGAAUCAUUUAACCCAAAAAGCGACCAUUCUACUCAACUCCUCCAACGGCUCCUUACGAAUUCCAACUGGAAAAAAUAAUGAAACGAAAGAUUUUAAACUAACCGUAUCAAAAAUUCCGAAAGAAGAAGACUGUGUCGAACAAUCUAGAAACGGCUCAAAGUUUGUUGCACUUGGUGUUCAAACAUGCAAAAUUCAAGUUGGUGCUACGGAAGAGGUAUACGAACAGACUAGAGAAAGAAUGGUUGCUGCCGAAAAGGAAAGACAAAAGGAAGGAACUCAGGAAAUAGAAACCAAAGUUAAAAGUCUUGUUAAUGGUAGAAAUAAAGGUGUUUCGACACCCACAUCACCAUUUAGAAAAAGACACAGUCCUGUUACGAUACCGAAAAGAAACGAUGCGAAAAAUGACAUUACUUCUAGACCUCUUCGAGAUAGAAUCAUUCACAUUUUAGCCAUUGGUACUUAUAAAAGACCAGAACUGAUAAUUCGCCUUAAUAAUGAUGGACCUUCAUGUCAAGCUUCUUCACCUGAUUUGCUCAAUAACAUUCUCCAAGAUGUAGCCAACCAAUCCAAAGAGGGAAGUUACACUCUGCAACGCCGAUUCUACUCCAAAAUACAACCGGAUUGGCCUGGAUACUCUGCAGAAGACCGCAAAAUCCUUUUUGAUCGCAUGCCUACAAAACUGUCUCCUUCUGAGCCUGAAGCCAAAAAACCCAAAGUAGAUUCUACUUGUCCAGUUAGAAAGACUAAUUUGGAACAGAGAAUCGAAAGAGCUCAAAUGAAACGGGUACACGCUCAAAAUAAGGAGAUAUCUCCAAAACCUAUUUCGCCUACUGAUUUUACAAGGAAGUAUGUUCGGAUAGAAAACGACGAGCAGUUCAGAUCAUACGUUUCUUCAUAUCGAUCCGAGUACAGCUCCUAUAUAAGUCUGCAUUCCUUUCUUUUUAAGCAAUAUUAUUCUCAAUUCGAAGCUUUUCAAGAUGAACUUCAAAAAGUUGAUCCUGGUAGUGAAGAAGAACGUCGUCUUUGUGACAGUAUUAUAGAAGCUUUUAAUCGAGUGAAGAACGAUGAACAGUUUGAGAAAAGAAAAGGCAGAUUUGACAUCUUGCAUUCGAAACUUAGUCAUAUUAGACGGCUGAUAAAAGAGUAUGAAUCUAGAACUAAUUAA
Dimorphilus gyrociliatus is the source of this 1319-nucleotide messenger RNA. NCBI's taxonomy places the organism in Eukaryota, Metazoa, Annelida, Polychaeta, Dinophilidae. The record is from the annotation of a GenBank genome assembly.